AUGCUGGGAAAAGGGUUUCUCAUCGUUUUGUUUUUAGUGAUUGGAGUUCUUGCAACGACGCCGUUUGCCGCCAAUGUGACGUACGAUCACCGAGCGUUGGUCAUCGACGGAAGGCGGAGGCUCUUGAUUUCCGGCGCCAUUCAUUAUCCUCGCAGCACCCCCGAC
Messenger RNA from Ilex paraguariensis (yerba mate), 165 nucleotides. The record is from the annotation of a GenBank genome assembly. Lineage: Eukaryota; Viridiplantae; Streptophyta; Magnoliopsida; Aquifoliales; Aquifoliaceae.